UUCUCAUGCUCAGUCCACGAGAGUUUGUUACUGACUCUUUCAUGCAUAAAGUUUAUUUACUUGUGUGUAAAUGAACAUUUCUGUAGUUUUCAGAAGCUUUCAUGGUUGUUAUGUAGUAGCGAAAGGCUGUUUAUUUACUGAUAAGGCUUUACUAGCAUGGUGGGUCAAACUACUGUCGUGAACAGGACCAAAACCUUUCAAGGAGCUGUGUGUGUCCUGAACAGCCUGCAUAGUAGUGUUUCAGUGUUGGACAGGCUGGAUGGACGUAGGGAUAAUCCAGGCCAGCAGCUCCAGGCCAUGCACGGAUUCCUCCAUCGCACUGGCAUCACUGUGGGUGAACUGGACAAACUCAACAUCAUCCACGUCAGUGGGACUAAAGGAAAGGGAUCAACAUGUGCUUUUACUGAAAGAAUACUCAGGAAUUAUGGCUUUCGGACGGGAUUCUACAGCUCUCCACACUUGGUGCACGUCAGAGAGAGAAUACGCAUCAAUGGAUGGCCAAUCAGCAAGCAGCUUUUCACUAAGUACUUUUGGGAGGCAUAUGAGCGACUAGAGGACACAAAGGAAGACCAUGGAGGCACCAUGCCCUUCUAUUUCCAGUUCCUGACUCUUCUGGCUUUCCAUGUCUUCUUGCAGGAGAGGGUGGAUUUAGCAGUGAUUGAAGUUGGGAUUGGAGGGCAGUAUGACUGCACCAACAUCAUCAGGAAGCCGUGGGUGUGUGGCAUCACAUCUCUUGGCUUUGAUCACUGCAGUUUGCUUGGUGACACCAUAGAGAAGAUUGCUUGGCAGAAGGCUGGAAUAUUCAAGCCAGGUGUUCCAGCGUUCACCGUCGGACAAGCACCCAGCCCUCUGAGAGUCCUGCAGCACAGGGCUGAAGACAUCGGAUGUCCUCUGUGGGUCUCACCCGAGCUGGAUCAGUAUGAAGCUGUGGUCGGGCCUGUGAGUCUGGGACUGGAGGGGAAACACCAGCGCUCGAACGCAUCACUCGCCCUGCAGCUCAGUCACGGCUGGCUGCAACGCCACAAAGCUGAGCAGAGAAGAGGUAGCCUCGGUUUAGCGCCAGCAGUCGGUGGACUGAGCUCCCGAGCUGUUGCUUUCCAGCCCAGCACGGCCAUGCUGAAAGGUCUACAGGAAACGGAGUGGUUAGGCCGAAACCAGAAGCUCAAGUGUGGUUCUGUCACAUAUUACCUCGAUGGAGCUCACACCACAGAGAGCAUGCAGGCCUGUGUCUGCUGGUUCAGGCAGGAGAUGCUGCAGAGAGACCAGACCCAGGGCCCUGCACUGACAAUCCUGCUCUUUAACACAACAGGAGAGAGGGACUCUACAGCUUUACUCAGACUGCUGCAGCCCUGCCAGUUUGACUACGUACUGUUCUGCCCCAACAUUACUGUAACCCCUAUCAACAAUACAGCUCACCACAGUGUCAGUGUGUGUGUGCAGCACCUGAUGGCUCGCUGCACAGAAAACCACAGCAGUUGGCAGCGCCUAAACGCAACACAAUCAAUAUAUCCCCGCCUGGUGGCCAGAUCUGCGAGUCACAGCCUGUUGUUCCCCUGCAUCCUGAACGCCCUCCAGUGGAUCAGCGAGGUAGAACAGCCGGUACUGACCCCUGCUGGAUCAGGGGGCGUCACUCAGCUCCCUGUCGGGCUGAAAGAGGUGGGUCACGUCUGUGUGCUGGUGACUGGCAGUCUGCACCUGGUGGGAGGAGUGCUGAAACAUCUGGAACCUUCACUGGAUUCAUAGAAGGCUUUCCACCAGUCUCUGGAGCCUGGCUGCAGGGAUUUGCUCCCAUUCAGACAAAAGAGCAUCAGUGAGGUCAGACAGUGAUGUUGGGUGAUCAGGCCUGCUUUGCAGUUAAUGUUCUACUUAAUCCCAAAGCUGCUGCGUGGAGCUGAGGUCGGGGCUCUAUAAAGGCCAGUCGAGUUCUUCCACACAACUAAGAAAUGUAUUUCUUCAUGGAACAAUUUUUCUUCACUGUAUAGUUGACUCAAUAAAAUGCAGCCUGGACACUCGUCCGGUUACUAUUGGCCAUGGAUGUGCUUAUAAUGUCGCUUACUAACAGCAGUAUAUCAGACCAUUAAAUUACCGACUACCUUUAUAAUAUUUUUUGGUGGGUUUCAUUGGUCUCAGUAGUGAAUAUACAUUGAAUGCACUGUAUACUGUAUAUUUUAUUUUCUUUCUCAAGCUUUGCACAUGUAAUUCCAAACAUGAUUUAGGUUGAUUUAUGAAUGUAUGAGAAUUUGCAAAAAGAUUCUUCCUACUCAUUUGAGCUGCAGUGCAGGAUGUUGUACUGUCAGUCCACAAGUGUGUAUCCAACUCUGUUCUGUUUAGUUCUACAGAAAUGUACAUGGAUUAUGUUCAGGGGCAUGGUAUUUUCUGAAUGAAUGAAGUGCUACAGUUGGCCCAAGCACUGUCA
This is a messenger RNA of Toxotes jaculatrix (banded archerfish), 2416 nucleotides long. Its product is annotated as folylpolyglutamate synthase, mitochondrial-like. Gene Ontology annotation, cellular component: mitochondrion; cytosol; cytoplasm. NCBI's taxonomy places the organism in Eukaryota, Metazoa, Chordata, Actinopteri, Toxotidae. The coding region runs from base 157 to 1743 and encodes 528 amino acids. Gene Ontology annotation, biological process: tetrahydrofolylpolyglutamate biosynthetic process. The transcript is spliced from 16 exons. Gene Ontology annotation, molecular function: tetrahydrofolylpolyglutamate synthase activity; ATP binding. The record is from RefSeq and is a predicted model, not a curated record.